Messenger RNA from Anopheles cruzii, 1932 nucleotides. Its product is annotated as tRNA dimethylallyltransferase. The record is from RefSeq and is a predicted model, not a curated record. Gene Ontology annotation, cellular component: mitochondrion. Gene Ontology annotation, biological process: tRNA modification. The transcript is spliced from 6 exons. Gene Ontology annotation, molecular function: tRNA dimethylallyltransferase activity. NCBI's taxonomy places the organism in Eukaryota, Metazoa, Arthropoda, Insecta, Diptera, Culicidae. The coding region runs from base 1 to 1329 and encodes 442 amino acids.
AUGGAACAGAGCAAUAAAACGAUAAAGCCAAUUGUAGUCAUCCUCGGCUCUACGGGGACUGGCAAAACGAAACUGUCUCUCGAGUUAGGUACACGGUACGGGGGUGAGGUUAUCAGCGCCGAUUCGAUGCAGGUGUAUAAAAAUUUGGACAUUGUCACAGCAAAGGCGACUAAAGAUGAGCAGAAGUUAGUAAAGCACCACAUGCUGGACGUAACCUCUAUUGAUCAGGCCUUCACCGUCACUCAUUUCCGCGAGCAGGCGCUACCGAUUAUCGAUUCUUUGCUAGCGGACGAGCGCAUACCGAUCAUAGUGGGCGGCACGAACUACUACAUAGAAAGCCUACUUUGGCAAAUCCUGAUCAGUGAUGGUGUUAAACGCACUACUGAGCUAACCCAUUGCAUGUGUAUAGGGAUCUCCGCACUGAAGACGGUAAGCAGCACGUGCGGUGGUCCACUGAUGGUGAAAAGCUCGUCACGACAAAGGACGGCACUGGAGGUAUACGUGGAGUCCGGUGGAACACAAACCAUGAGCCAAAUGUUGGCUGCCCAGCGCGCGGCACCAGGGGCAUCCAGACUUGGAGGCUCUCUACGCUAUCGGAACGUCGUAAUGCUUUGGCUGCAGUGCGAACAGGAAACUCUCGAUAAACGGCUGGAGGUCCGGGUCGAUAGCAUGGUAUCGCAAGGUUUACUAACGGAGAUCAGAGCGUUCUACAAAAGCCAUGUGAAGCCGUAUGACCACUGUGACUACCACAAGGGUGUGCUUCAAAGCAUUGGUUUCAAGGAGUUCGCCGGGUACUUAGAGCGCUACGAUGCCGACACUGACCGUAUGCUGCUGGAGGACGGUGAACCAACACUCGGAUCGGCGCCGUCGGAGGCGGCCCGCUUAAUGCUAGCCGACUGCCUGAACAACUUGAAGCUGGUAACCAAGCGAUAUGCUCGCCGGCAGUUACGCUGGAUACGGAACCGCUUCCUAAGCAACACUGGUCGAGAGGUGCCGCCAAUAUACGCAUUGGACACCACGGACAACGACCAGUGGGACGCGAACGUUCUGGGUAGAGCGACCGCUAUUAUCGAUGCAAUUGUAGCUGGCAGGGCCCCACCGUAUACGGGGGAAUCAAAAAUCGUCCAUCAAGCAGAUGGACUCGCUACAGAGAAGUCCUUCGAGUGUCAAGCGUGCCAGAGGGUCAUAGUUGGGGAAUACCAGUGGCAGUUGCACAUUCGAUCGAAAAAGCAUCACAUGAUAAUGAAAAACCAGCAUCGACGGGAUAUUUCACAAGUAAGAACGCCUUGUUCGGUCGCUGGCGCUAGCGUAACGAAGAAUCUGCCCUGAUGUAGCGUUGACGCAUUGCAUUACUGUCCCUGGACCUCCAUUUGUUUAGCAUUACUGUCCCUGGACCUCCAUUUGGAGCGAAAUAGCGCGUUAGCAGGCGCGCAUUUGACUUCAGAUGUUUAACAAUAAUCAUGUAUAACUUUAUUUUGUUUGAAGGAUCAAGUUGCUCUGUUUUAUUACAUUCUUCUUUUUAGUGUAUUAGGUAAAUAUAAUGUUUUCGUUUUUUUUUUAUCAGACCAGUUGCGUUCGAUAAUGUUUGCAAAGUUCUAGUGAACGAUCGAUCACUGGUUCGCUUAUUGUCAGUUUUCGGUGUACGGGGAAGAUAACGUUCGGAAUUUCCUUCUCGUAUGAAUUACAGUGUAUAAUAGAGGAUCCAACUAACAAGUGUAAUUUGGAUCAAAAAACAUUGAUAUGCUAGGUUCGGUAGCUUAGCGCGGCCCAGUAUGUGUAUGGGUCCUAUCGUGGGCAUGACUCGACUGCUCCCCCAUUCCCACUUCUAUUAGCCAAUUCUGCCCCUGUUAUCAGUUUCUCGUUAUUGUCACUGUGACGUGUCUCUGCCGGCGCCUGUGCUUUAUGCUUACUAUUCGAUUGCCUAUACAAAGC